Molecule: messenger RNA, 657 nt
Organism: Aspergillus japonicus CBS 114.51
Lineage: Eukaryota; Fungi; Ascomycota; Eurotiomycetes; Eurotiales; Aspergillaceae
Exons: 1
Source: RefSeq, a predicted model, not a curated record
AUGGACGAAACAGAUGUUUCUGUUUCGAACGAAAAUCCCGGCGCUUUCAAGUACACCGGGCAGACGGUGAACGAAGCGUUCGUUGGGAAGGUGACGCAGCUUCUGGUGGGCAACGGAAUCCCCAACUUCCUUUUCGGUGACAUGAUGCUCCGUUUCUUUGGAUGUGAGACUGACGUGCUCAGCAUCAAUCUCUCGAUUCCGGAUGAACUCAUGGACGAGGCGGUCCGAGUCUUGCGUCAGGCAGGGUUCUACGACGGUCCCAUCGAGCCCUUUGAAGUCGAGAAAUCCCAGUGUGUCCAGGAGUUCCAAAUCCGCCAGGAGCAGCAGCCCUUUCUCGCCUGGGGGUGCCGGUACUUCGACGACCACGAGUACCACCGGAAUAUUGGAGCUUGGUGGCUGCCCACGCAUGUGUUCCAUCUCGAUCGAACGCCUGGCAAGCUAGGUCACGUUGAUCUCAACCUCUUCACGCACUCGCACUACUUCUGGGACCUACCGGCUCCUACACUGGCUCCCGAUGAGGAUGCCCGCAGCUCCUACGUUCUGUCCACUGACUGCCGUCUUCCAGAACCGGUCUGCUUUGGUCCCAGUCGCCAUGCGGUCAAGAUGAUCUCACCUGCCCGCCUAGUUGAGGCGCUGAUCCUCCUCGCCUACCGAGAU